Molecule: messenger RNA, 1715 nt
Organism: Gastrolobium bilobum
Lineage: Eukaryota; Viridiplantae; Streptophyta; Magnoliopsida; Fabales; Fabaceae
Product: pentatricopeptide repeat-containing protein At4g21065-like
Exons: 1
Coding region: 27-1715 (562 amino acids)
Biological process (GO): RNA modification
Molecular function (GO): protein binding; RNA binding; zinc ion binding
Source: RefSeq, a predicted model, not a curated record
AACGAAGCUAAUAUAGAUAAACCAAAAUGAACAGAGUAUACAAGCUACACGCGACGCUGAUAAAAAACGGACAACACGAGAACCCUCUCUCCCUCCGCACCUUCUACCUUCGUUGUGCAGAGUCAUCAUCAACUCCCGACACCGCACGUUAUGCUGCCAACGUGUUGCUCCGUUUUCCCAUACCCGACCCGUUCACCUACAACACCAUCAUCAGACACGUGGCACUCCACUCUCCCUCCCUCGCCUUCUCCCUCUUCACCCACAUGCACCGAAACGGCAUCCCCUUCGACCACUUCACCUUCCCACUCAUUCUCAAACCCUUUGUUCGCUUCAAACGUUGUCACCACCACAUUCAUUCCCUCAUUCUUAAACUCGGGUUCGAUUCCAACAUCUACGUCCAGAACGCGCUUAUUAAUGCUUACGGUUCUUGUGGGUCCCUCCAUAUUGCCUUCAAGCUGUUCGAUGAAAUGUCCCACAGGGACUUGGUUUCUUGGUCCUCCUUGAUUGCUUCUUUAGUCAACAACGGGUUAGCCAGUGAAGCCAUUUCUAUUUUCCAACAAAUGCAGCUACGGGAUAGUGCUAGUUUACCUGAUGGGGUUGUUAUGCUUAGUGUGAUAUCUGCUGUUUCAAGCUUGGGUGCGCUGGAAUUGGGUAUAUGGGUUCAUGCUUUCAUUGUUAGGACUGGGCUUGGUCUCACCGUUCCACUGGGUACUGCUCUUAUUGACAUGUAUUCGAGAUGUGGGUCCAUUGAUCGUUCCGUCAAGGUGUUUGAUGAAAUGCCUCACAGAAACGUGGUUACAUGGACGGCUUUGAUUAAUGGGCUCGCUGUGCAUGGCCGUAGCAGGGAAGCUCUUAAGGCGUUUUAUGAUAUGAAGGGUUCUGGUUUGAAGCCUGAUCGCGUUGCGAUUACGGGUACCUUGGUGGCUUGUAGUCAUGGUGGUCUUGUGGACGAUGGAUGGCGGGUUUUCGGGAGCAUGUGGAGUGAGUAUGGUAUUGAACCGAUGCUUGAGCAUUAUGGUUGUAUGGUUGAUCUUCUUGGUCGUGCAGGCCUGCUCCUUGAAGCUUUCAAAUUUGUGGAGGAAAUGCCUAUCAAGCCAAACUCUGUUAUUUGGAGGACCUUGCUGGGUGCAUGUGUGAAUCACAAUCAUCUUGUGUUGGCUGAGAAGGCCAAGGAGCGGAUCAAUGAGCUGGAACCCCAUCAUGAUGGUGAUUAUGUGCUUUUAUCGAAUGCAUAUGGUGGGGUUGGUAACUGGGUUGAGAAGGCUGGCGUGAGAAAUUCAAUGAGGGAGAAUAGAAUUGUCAAGGAGCCUGGCCUUAGUGUGGUUCACGUUGAUCAAGAGGUUCAUGAGUUUGUAUCAGGUGAUAAUUCUCAUCCACAAUGGGAGGAGAUUACGAAAUUUUUAGUUUCAGUUAUAGACACUGUAAAAGUUGGAGGUUACACCCCUAAUACGUCCACUGUGCUGCAUGAUAUUCAAGAGGAAGAGAAAGAGCAUUGUCUGGGUUAUCAUAGUGAGAAAUUGGCAGUGGCUUAUGUGCUUCUUUAUCAUAGGGAUAGAAGGACCAUUAGGGUCAUUAAGAAUCUUAGGAUUUGUUAUGACUGUCAUAAUUUCAUGAAGCAUGUUUCAGGUAUCUUUGACAAAGAUAUCAUUAUUAGAGAUCGAAAUCGGUUCCAUCAUUUUAACGAGGGAUCAUGUUCUUGCCGAGAUUUUUGGUAA